Gaeumannomyces tritici R3-111a-1 is the source of this 471-nucleotide messenger RNA. RefSeq lists its product as hypothetical. The transcript has 2 exons. The record is from RefSeq and is a predicted model, not a curated record. Lineage: Eukaryota; Fungi; Ascomycota; Sordariomycetes; Magnaporthales; Magnaporthaceae. Bases 34 to 471 code for a protein of 145 amino acids.
CAGUAUUAUGUCGUCGAAACAAACAAGCCUCAAAUGUGCUCACAGCAGGCAGCACUGGAGGCGGGGGAUCACAGAACAGGGCCAAUGCUCCUCGAAGCGAUCGUCGCAAGCAUUGGGUAUCGGGACUGGAGCUCACACUACGCCAGUCUCGCGCUGGACAACCGUUUGGGGUGGAUAAUUGGACUGGCUCUGGCCAACCCACCGGCUCGCUCGGUGCAAUUUAGCGUUGGCCGCACUGGGCGGCAAGCCCCAGCCCAUCAUGGUUGGGCAGCCUGCGUCUGUGCGUCCCCACAGACUGCAGGCAGACGCGGGAGCAUCACCUACCCAACCCAACGUCUGCAGCAGCAUGGAAGGAGCCAGGGAGAAGCCAGGAAGAGCGCCAGAACACCUCUCAAGCACGCCGACGAGGGGGGAAAGUCACCUGGCCCGACGGCGCAGCUGCGCGCGGCACCAUGCACUCCCAUCAACUAG